AUUCAGUGCGGUGAGUGUGUAUACCACGGUGGUUUAUAAUGUCUGAUCACGUGAUUGAUGUUGAUUUUGAAGAUGAUGAUAUUGAUGACGAUGUCGUUUCCAGGACAGUUAAAGUGACCUUAGACAAGAAGGUAAUGGUUUAUAGGCCAACGAUUUUCAAGAUGAUAUGUUUAGCUUUAGAUUCAUCCAAGGCUGUUGAAGCGAUUAGUAAAAGGGACAAGUCUGAAGAAUGGUACGUUACUCUUAAAUCUAGUAAAAUGGUUGAAGCACUAAUUGACAUAGGUAGCGGUACGUACAAUGGCAUAAGAUAUUAUUUUUGUGACGCAACCAAGUCGGUGGUGAACCUACGAGUACACUGGGUGCCCAGAUACGUUAAGGAUAGAUUUUUAAGGAAGAUUUUUGAAAGAUUUGGCGAGGUGACCCGGGUUUACGAAGAGAGAUCGUCUUACGAGGGGGUACAGCUUGGUACAGGAAUGCGAGCAAUAACUUUAGUAGUUUCUGAUUUUUUAAAGACCCCUAUUCCGCACAUGAUACGGGUUGAGAAAAGUAAUCUGCGUAUGCUCGUAACUGCUCCAGGCAGGCUGCCACUAUGUUUGAAAUGUAACUGUAUUGGUCAUGUUGCUGAGGCAGUAUCGCCCCCACGUCCUAGCGCAAUUUCAGCUGAGCAGGUGCCUGCGGUCGAGGUAUUGAAAGAAGGUGAAAAGGAUGGUAGUGAGGAUGAAAGGGAAAUUGAUCAGAACAGCGAAGAUGGUGAUAAACAGGUAGAUGGAAUGGAAGGUUGUAGAACCGCCACUUUAAACUGUUUAGAAAGUGUAUAUAGUGUGAUGUUGUUUUCUGUCGUCUGCUGCGAUGUUUGUACAGAGUAUGGUUUUAUACACACACCAGUCACUGUAGCCUUUACUCACCACUGUUCAUGUGUGUUAACAGGUAAAAACGUAAUCACUGUAAGCCUGUACGUUUUUGUCUAUCUAGUAUUCAUAAUGGGUUUUUGCCAAUUAAAUAUUUUUAUAUGUAUUUUAUUGAAUUAUCUUAUUAUUGUUUCAAUUUCUAUCAUUGCUGUUAUUUCCCCAUCUACAAUAAAAUGUCAAUUCCAACUUUAAAUAUUAUCACUAUUAAUGUUAAUGGUUUAGCUGCUUAUAAACGUAAAAGACUUGUAAUGAACGAUAUUAAUUCGCAUAAAGCUGAUGUUGUAUUCUUACAAGAAACACACAUUCAGUCUGUAGCAGACGGCAAAAUGUUAGAAUCUUUUGGUGACUUUAAGGCCUUUUGGAGUUUCGGGGCAAAUAGAGAAAAGGGCGUGGGGAUACUUUUAUCUAAUAGAAUUAAUUUUAACAUUAUUAAAUUUGAUUUU
Molecule: messenger RNA, 1351 nt
Organism: Patella vulgata (common limpet)
Lineage: Eukaryota; Metazoa; Mollusca; Gastropoda; Patellidae
Exons: 2
Coding region: 39-1100 (353 amino acids)
Source: RefSeq, a predicted model, not a curated record